GCGAAAGGGUGUCCCGCCUCUUCCGCUUUUACACAGGAGGUCGCAGCGGCGCCUGCGCGUCCACUGCCAGGGUCAGCAGGCCGAUCCCCUGGGCGGAACACCAGCGCCUGGCGGAGCCGCGCCCGGGGGGUCCAUGGCGAUGAGCUAUAACUCGAAGGAUGAGGUGGACGGCGGGCCUCCGAUCGCUCCCGGGGGCGCCGCCAAGAACCGGAGGCCGGAUAACACGGCCUUCAAACAGCAUCGCCUGCCGGCUUGGCAGCCCAUCCUUACGGCUGGCACGGUGCUCCCUACCUUCUUCAUCAUCGGCCUCAUCUUCAUCCCCACUGGCAUCGGCAUCUUCGUCACUUUCAAGAACAUCCUCGAGAUCGAGAUUGAUUAUACCGGAAUAGACCCUUCCAGUCCCUGCAAUAAAUGUUUGUCCCGGAAUGUGACACCUUGUAUUUGUACAAUUAACUUCACACUGGAACAGUCAUUUGAGGGCAAUGUAUUUAUGUAUUAUGGACUGUCUAAUUUCUAUCAAAACCAUCGUCGUUAUGUGAAAUCUCGAGAUGAUAGUCAACUAAAUGGAGAUCCUACUGCUUUACUUAAUCCCAGUAAGGAAUGUGAGCCUUAUCGAAGAAAUGAAGACAAACCAAUUGCUCCUUGUGGAGCUAUUGCCAACAGCAUGUUUAAUGAUACAUUAGAAUUGUUUCUGGUUGUCAAUGGAUCAUUUUCAACGGCAAUUCCUUUGAAAAAGAAAGGUAUUGCUUGGUGGACAGAUAAAAAUGUGAAAUUUAGAAAUCCCCCUGGAGAAGGCCCCCUAGAAGAACGAUUCAAAGAUACAACAAAGCCAGUAAACUGGGUUAACCCAGUAUACUUGCUGGAUUCUGACCAAGAUAAUAAUGGAUUCAUAAAUGAAGAUUUUAUUGUUUGGAUGCGUACUGCAGCAUUGCCUACUUUUCGUAAGUUAUAUCGUAUUAUAGAGCGGAAAAGUGAUUUACAUCCAACGUUACCAGCUGGAGACUACUUUUUGAAUAUCAAAUACAAUUACCCUGUACAUUCUUUUGAUGGACGAAAACGGAUGAUCUUAAGCACUAUUUCAUGGAUGGGAGGAAAAAAUCCAUUUUUGGGAAUUGCUUAUAUCACCACUGGAUCCAUCUCCUUCCUUCUGGGAGUUGUAUUGCUAGUAAUUAAUCAUAAAUAUAGAAACAGUAGUAAUACUGCUGACAUUACCAUUUAAUUUUAUAUUCUGAAAACAAACUUACCGCAUGUACAUCAAGGCCAGUUCUGUUCAGCCUAGCUUUUGAAUGCCGAUGUCUGGUUAGUAUGUCAUUUUUGAGGUUGGCAUACCACUUUUUAUUUAAAAAAGUCUUUGUCCUUUACUUCAUUCCUAUGGAUGACUUAUGAAAAUAUAUGAUGGUUAUAAAACAAAUUAACUUUAUUGAUCAUGUCAGCACUGUAACUACUGAAAUGGCAUUCUAAUGUUUGCUUUUUGAUGGGACAGCCCAUAUGCAUAGAGCCUCUAUCAUGUGAAAUGUGUCUGCUGCUUAAAUGUUUAUGCUGUGUUGAUAAAUAUUAUAUUGACAUACGUGCUGUAUAUGUGUGCCUAUUGUGUAAAGAGAGGAAUUACAAGAUGUAUGAGUAUAAUGAUUUGCUAACCUUCAGGAUUCAAAGUUAUGAAAAAAUGAAGAAAGACCAAAUCUAAAUAAAACACUUCAUCAUUG
Molecule: messenger RNA, 1703 nt
Organism: Myotis brandtii (Brandt's bat)
Lineage: Eukaryota; Metazoa; Chordata; Mammalia; Chiroptera; Vespertilionidae
Gene: CDC50A
Product: transmembrane protein 30A
Exons: 7
Coding region: 134-1219 (361 amino acids)
Biological process (GO): phospholipid translocation
Cellular component (GO): endoplasmic reticulum; plasma membrane; Golgi apparatus
Source: RefSeq, a predicted model, not a curated record